Molecule: messenger RNA, 2047 nt
Organism: Hypoxylon trugodes
Lineage: Eukaryota; Fungi; Ascomycota; Sordariomycetes; Xylariales; Hypoxylaceae
Exons: 3
Coding region: 410-1663 (417 amino acids)
Source: RefSeq, a predicted model, not a curated record
AAUAAAAGCCAUGUUUUUCAUGUAGGACUUGGCGAAGAUGGGGGGAAACUGCUGAGGCUAUGCUAUUCUUUCUAGUGGAUCGUCGUUUUCUUUUCCUACCUAAUUUCUUUGUAAGAACCUUUAUAUAGUAGCCACCGCGCCCGCGCGGAUUUGCUUCGUAGGGCUGGCUUAGCUCUAGUUACAUCAUCUCACUCGCCUCUUCAAUACGGCGGCAACGACUUCGAAUAUUAAUAAUAAUACCCGGUGUAUAUACGAUGGAAUCGUGAAGAUUGUCAUAUAAGGAAGGGUUGAUUAAAAAGAGCUCGGACUAAGCAAAAAUACAAGUUGUUCCCGCCCCAGCGAGAGGACCACCAAACUCGUCAUUGAAGGCUUUUGCGGGGAACGACAAACGAUACAAGGGAAAUUGACGAUGAGUUAUACCCACCGAGACAAUGCGCAGUUUGGUCGCGCAAGAUGGAGGAAGACGCUACUUCUCCCAUGCUGGAUAGCCCAAAUUGUGCUAUUACUGGGGGUAAUGGGCUUGUUCUCAUACCGACUCUCAGCAACAACCAGAGAAUGGAAAGCAGCAGAAGAUAAAAGCCAGGCCCCAACAGUGGAAUUUGUGUGGGAAUCAAUCAACAUUGGAUUUUCCCUCAUCUCCCUCAUAGUAACAUUCGUCUCAAUAGCGAGGUUCAUCGCAGAAGUGAUGACACCGCUGCCGUUACUAUUCGGAAACAUCCUAAACCUAGUCCUCUCGUCAGCUGUUCUGGCGCUGGAUAUUGUGGUUUACGUCCAGUACUCCGAUAGGCAGUAUUCAUUAACAGGAAUAGCGAUGGACUGUGCUCUUAUGUUCUUCACGAUCAUUCCGACCAUUUACGCCGUCAUAAUCUACCGUCGUCUCCUAAGUUACGACGACUAUCAUCUUCCUGGCAAUGUUAAGCCAUACGGUUACAGUACCGCCGACGAACCCGAAGACACGGCGUACCGUUCGUCGUGGCUCCAACCGCCGGUGCCCUACGAUCCGACAAACCCCUCCGCGACGGCCACAAGGCCACGGUCGCUUUCCGCUUCCCGUCGCAUAUCCUUGACCCUUAAUAGCCGAGCCGCUUCGCCGCAGCCCACACCACCUCCCGAGCCAGUGUUGGAGCGUCGCGCUAGCUAUGACCACAAGCGCGAUACACAAUUUGACGACUAUGUGCGACGGCGGUCGAGCGUAUUGUCAAAAGACGACGUGGAUAGGGUAUUGGGUGUCGAGUUCGGGUGGGAAGAUAAUCAAAAUCAGCGAGAAAGCGUAAUUAGCGCAGGAAUGGUGUCGUCCGCUGUCCCUAGACCGAGGAGCGACUCGCUUAAUACGAGACAAGUGAGCCUGGAAGCAAGCAUUAGCCGAAGCGGUAGUAGCAGUACAAAUACCACGAAUUCGACUUCCACGGUGACGUUGGAAACUCCAGGAAACAUGGUUAGAGCGCAUAGUCUGAACAGCGUACCUGAGGCGCAUGAGGAGGAAGAUAGCAAUUUGAGUUUGGGGAGAACGAAGGGAGGGGAGGCCCGAGAGGCGUUGUUAGGUGGUGAUAGGAUAUCACGAUCGAGUUCUGGUGCUAGUAGAACUAGCGCCCGACGUAUCGAGCCGAUUGAGGGAUUGGAGGAAAUUGAGUUGGAUAUUCGAAAACGGAGGAGGGAGUCGUAGUAUGGAUGAUACCCAAGAUAAUGCAAAAAUGAACGAAUGCAUAUGCCAGGCGUAAGUUCCGGUAGAUAUAACGCGAUAUGAUAUAUGUUUCUACUAUUCCUUUUUUCUUCAUGUUUCCUUCUAAACCUUCCCCGAUUAUACAUAACCCCUCGCAAACGAUCAACUCGAGUCAAUUCGAAUACGACAACGGCAUAAUGAUUGAAUUGGCAUUACUCUGAUAUACCAUAUCACCUCCGGCGGUAAUUAUUUCGAAAAAUCAUUUCCGUCUCGGUUCAGCAUUGUUUACCCCUUUUAAGGCUAACAUGCUCCGUCUCACUAAUAUGCCGUUGAGGAAAAGCAACCCUCGAAAGCCUUUUAUCCCUUGCGACGCGCAAUUCUGCGAAA